Cylicocyclus nassatus is the source of this 785-nucleotide messenger RNA. NCBI's taxonomy places the organism in Eukaryota, Metazoa, Nematoda, Chromadorea, Rhabditida, Strongylidae. The record is from the annotation of a GenBank genome assembly.
GAUAAUUGAAAAGCGGAAUUCUGCGCAAUCACAACAGUCGUUUUGAUGAAUGUUCGAGGACGCGGUUAGAAGAUGCACGUAAGGAACGGCGAACGUUUUGACACAAAAAAGGAAUUCAUGUUGGAAUGUAUCUGCUCUUAAUUCUUGCUGCCGUCACUACUGCUUUUUGCCACGAUCCAGCAUUCCUCCGAGAAAUGCCCAAAAAAGCUCGAAUAGAAUACAGUCGCAUGCAGAAAAAAUGGGAUUUAAGUUACACACAACUGUCUCAGAUGGUCAAGAAGUGGGCGGAAAGGCACGGAGUUCAGGCUGAGAUGCGCGAAUAUCUACUAGAAAGGGAAAGACGAGAUAAGCAAGCCUGGAAGAAGUUCCUUAAACUGAUCAACGAUUUGCCUGCAUUAGGCGAUGAGCUCCUAAGCAUUCUUGAAGAUAUUGACACACCGCUCAUGAACAUGAAGGCUGAGAAGGAUAACUUUAAAACCAAGUAUAAAUCCGGGUACAAAGUGCUAAGAUACAUUUGGAAACAAUUCUCAGAUUUGGAAGAAGAUAAGAAAAUUAUUUCUUAGGUAUUGACGACUACGAGUUUGUGGGCGACAGCGAGUGAAUGGAGGUGUUGGUUAUUUAAAAAUUUGAUCCCCAAGCAAAAGUCCUAAAUGCUCCAUGUACAUAGAUAUAAGUUGAAAGGACAUUGUAGCUUUCAGUUGCUGCACUGACAUUUGAGCAUUGGAAAAGAGGUAACAAGAUUUUGGUGAAGAAUGUUUAUUUUUAUCCAAACUACUUUCUUGAGC